This is a messenger RNA of Exophiala bonariae, 1521 nucleotides long. RefSeq lists its product as uncharacterized. NCBI's taxonomy places the organism in Eukaryota, Fungi, Ascomycota, Eurotiomycetes, Chaetothyriales, Herpotrichiellaceae. The transcript has a single exon. Gene Ontology annotation, molecular function: protein-phosphatidylethanolamide deconjugating activity. The coding region runs from base 1 to 1521 and encodes 506 amino acids. The record is from RefSeq and is a predicted model, not a curated record.
AUGAACGGAGUUGACUACAAACGCUUCGUGCGUUAUUUUUACGACCCUCCGCCCAAGUAUGAUGACAUGUCCGGUACUCCAGUGUGGCUACUAGGAGAGGAAUACAAAUCCACACCACCAAAGCCUGUUAGUACCACGGAUCAUGAUGAUGUCGUUGAGGUCGAGUCAUCGAACGAGUCCCACGACCCUUCAGAUAUCAGCGAGUCCACGGCAGCCGAGAUACAGCCCCAACAAACACAAAACACUAGCAGUGGCAGUUUCGAUGAUGCACAACAUGUCUCCGGUAACGAUUUACCUUCGUUAUCAAAUGAUCCUGCCGAUGGUGGGUGGCCACAUGCCUUUUUAGAUGACUUCGAGUCUCGAAUAUGGAUGACCUAUCGAUCCAAUUUCACUCUUAUCCCCCGUUCACAAGAUCCUUCCUCAGGCUCCUCGAUGUCAUUCUCCGUGCGACUUCGCAAUUUGACUGAAAGAGAAGGGUUCAGCAGCGACACAGGUUGGGGAUGCAUGAUUCGGUCAGGACAAUCACUACUGGCCAACGCUUUAAUCAUGAUACAACUCGGUCGUGAAUGGAGGCGGCCCCAAGCGAUUACAGCUCCAUCUGCAAACACUUCCACCCCAGCCUCCUCGCAAUCUGAAGCCCACAUUCUCUCGCUCUUUGCCGACUCCCCCGACGCCCCCUUCUCUAUUCAUCGAUUUGUCCAGCACGGUGCAUCCGCGUGCGGAAAGCAUCCUGGGCAGUGGUUUGGCCCAUCAGCCACGGCCUCUUGUAUCAAGGAACUCUCCGCAGAAUGUGCUGCGGCAGGUUUACGUGUAUAUGUGACACCGUCGGCAUCGGAAGUCUACGAAGAUCGUUUCCGCACUAUUGCGGCCACAAGCGCAACCGAUGCAACCAUCAAGCCGACGCUCAUUCUUCUGGGUAUAAGGCUCGGGCUUGACAGAAUCACACCUGUGUACCAUGAAGCUCUCAAGAGCUCUCUCAAAUACCCACAAUCAAUUGGCAUAGCAGGUGGACGCCCCUCAUCCUCCCACUACUUCAUUGGGUGCCAAGGGGACAUGUUCUUCUACCUUGACCCCCACGAGACCCGCGCCUCUCUCCCAUUCCACGCCAAUGCAUCAGAAUACACAGAAGAAGAGAUCGCAACCUGCCACACACGUCGGCUGCGAGGCCUACGGAUUUCAGAAAUGGAUCCGAGUAUGUUGAUCGGAUUCUUGAUCAAGGAUGAGGCAGACUGGGAGGACUGGAAGCGGAGGCUGAAGGAAGUCAAGGGCAAGGCUAUCGUCAACGUAUAUGACAAAGAACCACCGGUACCUGGAGAGACGAAGGAAAGGAAAGAAGCCGUCGAUGAAGUGGAAACAUUUGACGAUGAAGACGAAGAUGAUGAGACCGUCACGGUCACAGGUAAGGAAGAGGCCGAGGCCAAAGCUGAGGUACUAGGUCCGGUCUCUGAUGCACCUGCUGCGGUCACCUCUGGCUCCGCCCAAGCACCCGCUAUACCUCCAGCCACGGAGAUGAAGACGUGA